AUGCCGCCGUGCGGAGUUUCUUUUUUUAAGAAGACUGUCUCGCUCACGGUUUUUGAUAGUGGUUUUUCCGUGAGACUUAGGGCAAAUGCCGAGACAGGGACAUGGGAGUGCUUAACGCAUGUUGGGUACCACAGAGUAAUUCCCCCCCUUGUCCGAAGAUUCAAGACUGAAGAGUCAAGACGCAAGAUCAAGACACAGGAGGGCGAGAGAAUCGGCUUCCAGGAAAGGAGAGGAUGCCUGAAGUCUAAGGCCUGGAGGAUUGAUCACCUUUCGGGAAAGAGACAAAAAGGGUCCUGCUCGGAAGUUCGAAGAAGGAUUAAAGGAUUGGGUUUAUCAUUAAGAAGAGAUGGUGCUCGACAUAGCAAAAAUGUAUCGUCAGAUUUUAGUUCAUCGCAACGACACCGACUACCAACGAAUUCUCUGGAAACUUCCCGACAGCCCUUCGGUUCAGCACUACCGCUUGCUAACGGUGAUCUACGGGUUCGCAUGUGCCCCCUAUCUCGCCAUGUCCUCCGCCAGCUCGCAUCAAAUGAAGGUCAAGCCUUUCCCAAAGCCGUCCAAAUUCUCGACAAGGUCAUUUACGUUGAUGAUACCCUGUUCGGAGCGGACGAUAUCGAAACUCUCAACGAAACUCGUGAACAACUCAUCGCGUUAAUGGAUCGAGGCGAAUUUCAAUUGCGAAAGUGGACGACUAACGCGAUGAAAUUACUACAGGACAUCCCACCUGAUCACCAGGAGCUCUCUAAUCAUUCGCUCUCUUAUGACGACUCUUUCAAAGUUUUAGGUCUCUCCUGGUUUCCCCUCGAAGAUUCCUUCCGAUUUAUCGUUGCGCCCUAUAAGAACCCUACACCUUCCAAACGAUCCAUCCUCUUCUUCGUGGCUAAGUUAUUUGACCCAUUAGGCUGGGCCUCUCCAAUCGUGAUUUCAGCCAAAAUCCUGUUACAAGAGUUGUGGCUCGCCAAAGUUGAGUGGGACGCCGCCCUGCCGGAAGAGAUUCGUCAUCGCUGGUCAAAAUAUUGCGCGGAGUUACCCUCCACAAUAACCGUAAUCAUAACAUUGAAAAUAAAAUUAUUACAGGUGGACGAAUUAGCCUUCCAUAAUUCCACACAACUUCAAUUGUUAGAUUUAUCUGGCAAUAUUCUAGAAACACUGAAUGAACGCACAAUGGAAGGUCUACUUCGAUUAGAAUCACUGGAUUUACGUAACAAUCGACUGGCCUCAUUACCCGAAACCAUUUUCGAUUCGUCGAGGAUUUACGCUGUGGAGAAAAUUGAUUUAUCUGGUAAUCGUUUUAAUGAAAUACCAAUCCGUGCAUUGCAACGGCAAGUCACAUCAUUAUUCAGCUUAAAAUUAGCUCGCAAUCGAGUGGUGGAAGUGUUUACACAAGACAUCAUCAAUAACGUGAAGGAGCUUGAUCUAUCUGAAAAUCCUUUAAGUGAAAACGCAAUACGCAGUAUUCUGGGCGAAGCAAAAAUAUUACGAUCGCUGAAUCUUGCCAAUACGAGUAUUAAGACUAUUCCUAGACUGGAAAUACCAUUUCUCAAACAUCUAAAUCUCUCGGGCAAUGAACUUGCAGAUAUUAAACCGGUUAUGUUGGAGCGUACUACGAUGUUAGAGAGUCUAGACGUGUCAAAAAACCGUUUGAAAGACUUUACGAAUCUGACUAACACCUUCAAAAAUCUGCCAGUUCUUCAAAGUCUAGACAUUUCCGAUAACAAAAUAAAGACUAUCAAUGAGAGCAACUUCGAUGGAUUAGCUACACUGCACUCCUUGAAAAUGGCCAACUUGUUAAAUUGUACUAGAAUCGAAAAAAAUGCAUUUAAAUCAUUAACAAAAUUGCGAUUUCUACAUGCCUAUAACUAUCCCAAAUUGGGUUAUUUCGACGUACAAGGCAUUUUGAAGAGUAUGGCAAAUCUAGAGAUAUUGGAUAUUGAAAUCAAGGACUCAUCGAUAGGUAACGAGCAGUUAUCAGCGCGUAUUCAUCCUUAUUUACGAGAAUUGACAUUACGAGGAGAAAGAUUGCGCAACAUUCUUUCAAGUUCAUUAGUCGGUGUGCGGGGACCAAAGUUGUUUCUAAGUCUGAAGGAUACUUCAGUAGAUUCCAUACCAACAGCUCUCUUUUUUCCAAUACCGCGUUCCACCAAAGUUGAAUUAAAUGUCGCUGGCAGCAAGUUUGCUAAUCUACCACCUCAAUUAUUAGCUGCUUUGGAUGAACGUGGAGGUUCCGUAAAAAUUAGUGGAUUGGAUAACAAUCCGAUCAACUGCAGUUGUGAAGCGAGACAUCUGUGGAAAUGGCUCAAAUUGUCAGGCAAUAAAGUAUCCACUAUUGUCUGUGCCAAUCCCGAUAAUUUAAUGGGUAUAUCUCUGAGUAAUCUUACGGAGGAGUAUUUAUGCGAUCAUACCACGUCGACAAAAUCACAAAUGACAGAAACUACAUUAAUGAAAUCAACGACUUUAGAACCAGAAAUCAUUUGGACUGUCGCACCAACGAUACAAAACAAUCGAAAUAAUUACUAUAAUAAUGAUCAUACAGGUAAGUCUUAUUAA
Molecule: messenger RNA, 2547 nt
Organism: Wasmannia auropunctata (little fire ant)
Lineage: Eukaryota; Metazoa; Arthropoda; Insecta; Hymenoptera; Formicidae
Exons: 3
Coding region: 1-2547 (848 amino acids)
Cellular component (GO): extracellular matrix
Molecular function (GO): protein binding
Source: RefSeq, a predicted model, not a curated record